Molecule: messenger RNA, 432 nt
Organism: Staurois parvus
Lineage: Eukaryota; Metazoa; Chordata; Amphibia; Anura; Ranidae
Source: the annotation of a GenBank genome assembly
CAACUGCCGGUUCUCGGCAGUACUUUCCUCACGAUCUGACAGCGUGAGGAAAGUGCAGCCGAGAACCGGCACUUGCAUUUCCCUGUGAUCAACGUGUCAUUGGACACCGCUGAUCACGUGCUUCAAGGAUCAAUGCCCAGCAGUGCCACCCAGCAGUGCCUCCCACCAGUGCCACCCAUCAGUGCCACCCAGCAGUUGCGUCCAUCAGUGCCACCAGUCAGUGCUUUCAGUCAGUGCCCAUCAUUGCUGCAUAUUAGUGCAGCAUCAUCCGUGCCUCCUCAUCAAUGCCCACCAGUGCCUUCUCAUCAGUGCCACCUCAUCAGUGCAGCCUAUCAGUGCCCAUCAGUGCUGCCUAUCCAUGCCACCUCAUCAGUGCCCAUCAGUGCCCAUCAGUGCUGCCUAUCCGUGCAGCCACAUCAACGCACAUCAGUG